AUGGGGGCGGAGUGUUGCUUAUGAUAAUGAAGAUGGCAUGAUUCAGAUCAACAGUACACACUGAAACAUACUGUAAGCAGACAUAAAUGAAGGAGAUGGAAACAAAAAUGAUUUACUUCACCGUGAAUGGAAGACCAGAACAAGCCGAGUUCCCGUUGGACUGUCCUGCUCAGGAUGUCAAAGAUCUAUUCCGCUCUGCAGCUGAAGCCGGACCACAUGACAUCCUGAAGCUGUACAAUCCCAAAGGCAACAUCAUCAACAUUUCACCUAACCUGGAGCCGAACAACCCCAACUCGUGCUACAAACUGGAAGUGGUGGCUUCUGACUGCAACAGUGAGCCGUUAGGCAUGGAGCUUGCUUGUGCGCUGGGAUUUGACCUCUCAGCUAUGGAGAAAAGACUACAGGGCCUGGAAAAGAAAAUACUCAUUGAAGCAGGAGACACACCCGCGGUCAUCUACGAGAUGAAGAAACAGGUGGAUUCAUUCCGGCAGAAACUGGAGAGUGUGGAGCAUCUGAGCUGGCUUGGGUUGUUCAAGGACUUGUCAGAGGGAACCCACAAGCCCUCUCCAUUCUACCACAAGAGAACUUUGCAUAAAACCAAAGAGGAAUGUGAGCAUGUGCGGGAAAAGUUCCUUCAAAUGAGUUCCCUGGAGGUAUCAGAGGAAGUAAGGCAGUACUUAAAGACUCCCACGUUUGACAACUGGCAGUGGGAGGAUGCAGAGAUCAUGGUGCUCCUGCAAGUCAUGUACUCAGAUUUAGACUUUAUUGCCACCUACAAUAUUGAGCCUGAAGUAUUACAACAGUUCCUGUUUGAAGUCUACCGCAGAUACAACAACAUCCCUUUUCACAACUUCAAACACUGCUUCUGUGUCACACAGAUGAUGUAUGGUCUAAUCUGGCUCACUGAUCUGAGAAGUAAAAUGGACAGCAUUGACUUGCUCAUCAUGCUGACGUCUGCAGUUUGCCAUGACCUUGACCACACUGGCUACAAUAACGCUUACCAGAUCAAUGCUCGGACCGAACUUGCCCUUCGCUACAAUGACAUCUCUCCACUGGAGAACCACCACUGCGCCGUAGCUUUUGAAAUACUAGAGAAGACAGAAAGCAACAUCUUCAGAAACGUGUCUCUGGACCAGUACAAACGUAUAAGGGAAGGAAUCAUCAAGUGUAUUCUGGCCACUGACAUGACGAGACACAAUGAGAUCCUCAACAAGUUCAAGUCCAUUCUUUCUACGUUUGACUUCACCAGCAAGGACCAUAGAGAUGUGCUAAUGAUGAUUCUGAUCAAAGUGAGCGACAUCUCCAAUGAAGCUCGGCCCAUGGAGGUGGCUGAACCCUGGCUGGAUUGUCUUUUGCAGGAAUUCUACAACCAGAGUGAUGUGGAGAAAUUAGAGGGUCUUCCCGUCACCCCCUUCAUGGAUCGGGACAAGAUAACCAAACCCUCAUCGCAAACUGGCUUCAUCAGAUUUGUAUUGUUGCCCCUUUUUAUCGAGCUGGCCAACCUCUUUCCCUGCCUUGAGCAACACAUAAUUGACCCGGUACGGAAGGCCCUAGACUACUACACUGAGAUGGAGAAAGCAUUGGAGAGAGAGACACAGAACCGGGCUCAGUGUGAAAAAGCAAUCAAGAACAAGGAGAUACCAGUAGACCUGCUGAGCACAGAUGAGCAACCGGACGUUGAAAAAAGACACACAGUGAACUAACCAAUUGAACCAAGACAAAUUUGUGAUCAAUACUUUGUUUGUGGGGCUACACACAAAGGCCAGCCAUGGGAAUAAUAAUCAAUUCAUUGAUAAAUUGAUUGUUAAGAAGGUAUUAUUGUGAAGAACAACAUGACAUCAGAUGUGGGAAUUUGAGUUACAUCCAAGUGGACCUUCCUUCAGGUAGCAUUUAGCCACAUAAUAUGACACUAAGGUCAGAAUAGAUUAUUUUACCCCAUAAAAAAAUACUAUAUUUAAUAAUAAUCAUAUUUUUCUAAAUAUCGAUUCACUGUGAUUGAAUGGCGACCAGUUCAGGGUGUAUCAGAUGGGAUGGACUCCACCUCACUCGUGACCAUGAAGCGGUACACAAAGAAUGAAUGAUCAUUAUCACUCAUCCUGUUCAAGUUCAUGGGGAGCUGGAGCCUGUCCCAACUGAUUUUGGCCCGUUAAAUAAAGUUGAUCAAUUAAUUUGUAUUUGAUUUUGUGAAAUAACUAUUUGAUCCCGAUACAAAACAUGGCUGAGUACUUGGUAGAGAAACACCCUUGGAGGUAAGCAGUACUGGUAGCUGUUGUUGGUCACCAGGGUUGUGCACAUCUCAGCAGGGAUUUUGGUCCCUGCUGAGAUGCCCCAGAGCAUAAUGUUUCCACCUCCAUAUUUGAUGGUAUUGUUGGGCUCAUAAUCACAUUUCUCUGCCUCCAAAGACGCCAAAGAGCUCAAUUUUGGUCAAUUUUAGCCAAUAAACUAGUCUGUGGGUAUCAGAAUGCUUGCUGGUUGCUAUAUAUACUUAUUUACCUCAAUCAAAUCCUAUUUAAUUAUAGCUAUUUUUUAUUUUUUUUUACAUUCUGUCUCUCUUUGUUACAUAAACCCAACAUAAAAAUGACCUACUAAGAUAUGAACAAUCUUUGUAAGGGACUUCAAAAAUCAGCACUUAUUAAACCCACUAUAUAAGUAUUUGAUCAAUGACCAGCUGUUAGCUGCCUGGUGGAUGUGUUCUAUAUUUAUGUUUUAUCAUCGUUUCAAGGGCAACUGUAUGACUGAAAGAAGAGAAGGCACUACUGUGUGCGCCUUGAGUUUUUGACCUUGCAUGCUGUUGCAACAGCUGCUUGCCUGCAAAGAACCUCUCUGUAUUCAUGUACUGUAUGCGCUUCUUACUUACUUGUUGGCGGCACGUGGCUUCCUUUUCCUGACCCAAAAGUUAUUCUACACAUACUGUAUAUUGUGCUUUAUAUUUGUCUCCAGUUAAGGCCAGGGGAUGUCCUGUGGUCUGUCGAUGAUAUGGACUGAAUCGAUGGAAUGACUGUGCGUCUGGCAUGCUGUUCUGUUCGAGAAAUGUUAUAGAUCUGUUCACCCACUUCCCCUUCACCUCCUCAAAGAAGCUAUAGUAAAUGAAGACAUAUUAUAUAGGUUAAAGCAACUAUGUAGUAAAUCUUCAUGGUGUCCCUGAAGUCUGGACACAUGGGCAAAAAUGUAUAUACAGUAUUAUUAUUAUUAUUAUUAUUUUUUACAAUAUCCAACUAUUGUAUUUUUUUAAUAUAUAACUUAUACACAAUAUGUAUUUUUAUUCUUAUUUUUCAAAUGAUUAAAUUGCAGUUAUUUUUAAUUAAGUAAUCUUUAAUUUAUUUUGUAUUGAUUCAUUAUUAAUUCAAUGUAACUUUUAUUGUAUAAUGUACAAAUAGGGUACAGUAUCCCUAAAGUCUGGACACACAGGCAUUUUCUAAAUACAUAUUUUCUACCCUUUAUUUUAUUUAGAAUAUAUUUUACAUAUAUUAUUACAUUUUAAUGUACAUUUUUUAUGACUUUACUUUAUUUUAAUGGUUUUUAAAAUGUGUUAAUGAAUUACGGUACUUAUUUUUUUAUGUAUCUAUUAAUUAUGAAUGAAAUUCAACUUUUUUGUAUAAUGUAUGUAUAUUAUGUGUCCAGACUUUACGUACAUUCAUGGAGGUACAGUGAUUUGUGAAAAAGAGAAUCAGUUCACUAAGGGUAACAUGAUUGCCAACAUGUACUGUGACAUAUUGAAGGGCAUUAUACCCUCCCUUCAGAAACUGAGCUGCAGGGCUGUAUUCCAACAUGAUCAGGAACCCAAACACCUCCAAGACGAACACUGCCUUGCUAAAGAAGCUGAGGGUAAAGAAAAUGAACCUAAACCCUAUUGAGCAUCUGUGGGGAAUCCUCGAACGGAAGGUAGAGGAGUGCAAGGUGUCCAACAUCCACCAGCUCCAUGAUGUCGUCAUGGAGGCCAGAAAGAGCAUUGCAGAGCCAAUCUGUGAUGUUUGAGUCAACUCCAUGGCCAAAAGCGUUAAGGCAGUGUUGGAAAAAUAAUGGUAUCCACACUCAGUAACUCAAUAACACUUAAGGCGCAAUUUCAACACUUUUGUUAGGGGUGUAGUCACUUUGGUUGCAAGUGGUUUAGACGUUAAUGAUUGUAAAUGUCGAGUUCUUUUGAGGGGACAGUACAUUUAUACUGUUAUCCAAGCUGUACACUUUGUAUUGUAUCAAAGUGU
Dunckerocampus dactyliophorus (ringed pipefish) is the source of this 4202-nucleotide messenger RNA. RefSeq names its product high affinity cGMP-specific 3',5'-cyclic phosphodiesterase 9A. The transcript has 14 exons. The coding region runs from base 87 to 1703 and encodes 538 amino acids. Lineage: Eukaryota; Metazoa; Chordata; Actinopteri; Syngnathiformes; Syngnathidae. Gene Ontology annotation, biological process: cGMP catabolic process. The record is from RefSeq and is a predicted model, not a curated record. Gene Ontology annotation, molecular function: 3',5'-cyclic-GMP phosphodiesterase activity.